Symbiodinium necroappetens is the source of this 5855-nucleotide messenger RNA. Lineage: Eukaryota; Dinophyceae; Suessiales; Symbiodiniaceae. The record is from the annotation of a GenBank genome assembly.
AUGGUGCGUUCCGAGCUGCUUGGACAAUGUGUCCAAAGAGCCGCGAGUGGCACAUUAGAGGACCGAGAAAAUAUUCAGAGUCUGCAUCAAGCGUUGCAGGCUCUUCAACAGGACAAUGCGCAUAAUCAAAGUAGGCUUGCCUCUUUGUCCUCGGAGCAUGAGCGGACGAUGACCCUCCUUGCAGAGUUCGAAGUAGGCAUGAAAGGUAAGCGGGCCGAGACCUGGCAGAAGACGAUAUCCUUAGAGGAGAGACUUGAGAGCUUUCUGGCGGCACAGGCUGGGUUGCGCGGUGACCUCGAGGGUCUGGUGGGUGAAUCGGCUGGAGAGCAAAGACAACUCCUUGUUAGCAUGCUAGAGAAGCAAGCAACAACAUUGGAGCAAACAGCAGCUAAGCAGUUGAGCAGUGAAGAAAGGAUUGAGCAGCUGAAGCAGAGUCUGGAUGUGGCUAACGCUGAAGCCGCUAGAGUCAGGGCCAAGUACGAGGAUGACUUAAGGACCACUCGAUGGGUGGUCGACCGGGUCACCAGGUUGGAGGUGCUGGUGGACCAGCUGCGGAGUAAAGACGCGGCGAUCCAGAAAGAGUUGGAGAUAGAUCCGGAGCAAGGCAUUCGGCGGGCUGCGGAAGGUAAUGAUGCGGACAGCGUUGUACCUCCUGUGGAGCGCCAUGUUCUUUCUCCUGAGAACCCAGGAUACCACGAUGAAGGAUAUGAAGAUGAGUGGUGGGGCGAGCAUCGUGCCAAGGAGUACACGGGGCUAGAUGGCGUUGAGAGGGGAUACUUCCAGUGGGAUGCAUUGGGAAAUGGAGCUCCUCCUGGGCUAGGGCCCUGCGCUCGGCCACCACCAUUACCCGAGAGCAUGAAGAAGGCUAGCCCGGGAGGUGAAGUGAAGAUACCUCAGCCUUCGUUCAAGUUACUGAAGGAUGCUCCUAAGUUGGACUUGUCUGCGGGGGGAGAGCCAUGGGAGGUUGGAAUGACAGUGCAUCAGUGGCGAGUCGAAACUAGGACUGUCUUGACUGCAAUUCAUCCAAGCUUUGCGGAGUACUUCGACAAGAUCUAUGAUCAGGGGCGGCAGCGAUAUGAGGCAAAGCGGCUGACCGGAUUGGAGGAGCAAGUACCCGAAGUUCUGGUAUCAGAGGCCGAGAUGGAAACUCGAUUGUCGCUGGCCCUCUUGAAAAAUCUUCCGUUGGCGGUCCGCCAGCCGGUGGUUGAGGGGUCAAUGUCGAAGAACGUUCGAUGCAUCUUGAUGCUUGAAAGCUUGCAUGAAAGGUAUGCGCCUGGGGGGCGAGAGGAGCUGGAGUCCAUUCAGAGGUAUAUGCGGCAGCUCCCUGCCGCUCAAGACUUCAAAGGGGCGAUGAUGACUCUUCGUAGGUGGAAGCUUGCGAAGCAAAGAGCACAGAGCCUGGGACUCCCGGAGCAAGCCCCGAACGAGGGUAUCGCGGCGCUGGAUGGACUGAUGAGGUCAUUGGAGAAGAAGCAUCAGCAGCUAGGCAUGCGGAUCAACAUCUUGCGGAUGCAACCUGAUGUGGUGAUUCCCACGAGCACAGGUCUUGAUCGGUAUGUGUCAUUGCUUGAAGUCGAGUGUCGGCGAUUGGCGGCGGAUCAGGAGAUCAGGGAUGCUCGUGCUGUCCAGAGUAGUGAGGUCGUUGUGGCUGCAGAGGCUGAAGCGAAGGCUGCAGCGGCGGGAUUGUUGGGUGUUGACAUGGGCCCCAGGGCUUCAACGGUCAGAGCGAUUGCAAUGGCUGCACGGGAGGUAAGCUCGAACCAUGAAAGGCAUAGGGAUGAAAGUGAUCCGGAGCAGUCCAGCCUCUCGAGCGCUGGGUCGGUUCAUUCUACGGGAACAACAGACCUUGAGGAGAGUGACCAGUCCGAGAACAGGCCCCCGCUUUGGUACUUGGUGUUGCAUCCGGUUGAGUAUGCUGUCUGGAGGGAGAGCACCACUCAGUUGAUGACCCAUUCCAUUGCUUCAUUUGAACAAGUCAACGGUCCCAACCUGAUUGCAAAUGGAGUUUGGGGGAUUCUUGAGGAGCUUGAUUUUCAGCUGCCGCUGGAGGAUAUCAGGAUUGGACAAGAUCAGUACAUCAUUGAAGCGCGUCAGACCUGGUGCAUCUAUCAGGAUGGGAUCAUUAGACCGGUGGUUUUGGUGCAUUUAAUUGAUGUUGAGAGUGGGAGAGAACAGAUGCUAGCACUUACUGAGUGUGACAUUCAGCCUCGCACGCAGACCUGGACCUUAGAUGAGGCUCCAGGCGUUCCACCACCUCCUGGGUAUCCGAGUUCAGCUUCGGAAGUCCCGAAGGCUAAGGUUGCGCUUGCGUCUGGGGACACGGUGGAUGCAUGGAGAACUCGCGACGGUGAGCUUAUGAUUGGGGAUGAAGAGUUGGAUCAGAAUGCAGACUGGAUCUUGAGUGUUCGGAGAUUACGUGGGAUUAGAGGGGCAUUUCUGUGGGAUGAGCUGGGGCCUAGGGUGCUGUACUUUGCUGGUGACACGACUGUGACUGUGCAUUGCUUUGAACAGAAUGGCCUCCCUUACAUCUCUUGGGAAGAUUUCAAACCGAUUCGGGUGAUGCUGGCUCGAGAUUGGAAGAGCAAAGGGAAUGCCCAGGUAAUGAAGAUAGAAGACCGAGCUCUUAGGAUUCUUGAUUACAUGCCGACUCUUGAAGCUGUCGAGAGUGCAAAGGCUCAGGAGGAGAGUGCGGCAGCUCCUGCGGAGUUGCUUGCAGAUCCUGGUGAGAGCAGAGCAGAGGAGCUGUGCUCGAAGUCUAGAGUUACUUUCGACGAAGUGUGGAGUGCUGUUCAGCUUGCGAGUCUGGUGGAACGGCGCUCCGACCGUUCAAAGCAGGUUGCUGGCGAGGUAGUUCGUCAACAUCACCCGGAUCUGGAAUUCUUGUCUGUCAGCAUAGCAGUCAACUUGGUGUUUCGACCUCAUCGUGAUCGCAAUUCCUUGGAGCGAGAGUCAGUGGUUCUAGGCUUGACUAGGUUUCAAGGGGGUCAACUUUGGGUUGAAGGGGUUCCUGGUGAGAACGGAAACAACGUGCUGCGGUGUGUCAACAAUGAGGGCGAGAUAAAGGCUGGCAAGCUGCAUGAGUUAUCGCACAAGUCUGUGCGAUUCAAUGCUGCGGUUCGCAUGCAUGGCACCGAACCGUUUCAGGGUGUUCGAGGUGUGGCCGUGGGCUACACUCCAAGGGGUGGUGAUGUUCAGGGUAUGAAGACUGAGGUGCAGAAUUUUCAGGACUUUUGGGAUGUUGGAGUUCAGGGUCUAGGAAGGGCCAUGGCUUUCGAAGCUAUCGCCGAGGAGGUGAUAGAUCUUACGAUCCCACCCGAGCGGCCUGGACAUACCUUGAAGGUUUCGAAAGGGGUGCUGUCAAUAGACAUUGCAGGGCCGUAUGCUGCAGCCUACGAUGGAACCAAGUACGCGUUAGUGGCUGUGUUUCGAAUUGAUGACAACCUGCAGCUGCACUUCAUGAGACCGAUGAAGCGAAGAUUGUGGUCUGAGUUGUUUUCAGCUCUUCAGAGUAUCCUGGCACAGGUGUCGGCGAUUUGUGGUGAGCGGCCCCAAGUAGUAAGAAUCCAUUCGGAUAAGGCGCGCGAGUUCCUGGCACAACGGGUGAUUGAGGGAAUUAAUGCUUUGGGGGUGUUUAAGACAACGACUACGGGCUACGAUCCACAGGCGAAUGGGCUUGCAGAGAGAACAGUUGGUUUGUUGAAGGAGCGUGCGCGGGGAUUCCUCAUUCGGGGAAAUGUGCACAAGAAGUUUUGGCCCCUGAUGAUGGCUGAAGCUGCAAGGCGACAGAGAGACGGAGCAUUGCACCGUCCACACCAAGGGAAGUUGCCCGAGCCAGGGGACUGUGUUGCUGUGACUGUUCAGGAUGCAGGACCUUUUGAUCCCAGGGUUGAACAAGGUCGUUUCAUUGCUCAGUCGGAUGUGGCAGUGCAGGGCGCGUUGGUGUUGGUUACGAGGGCAGGCCAGGAGCAGUUGAUCAUAACGCGUUUGCCGGCAGUGAUUGAUAAGAAGCCUGAACAAUGGAAGACACAUGUUACUCCUUUGGGUGAUUUGGUCUGGGUUAGUUCUUCAGGGGAGAUUCGGGAUGGAGAGAUGGUCCGGGAUCCUGGAGUAGAUCUGGGAAUGCUGACGGUGGAAGAACGUGAGCAAGGACAUCAUGUGGAGCAAGGGUUGCCGUUUGUGGCACGCGCCACGGCCCUUGAGGAGGAGAUACAGACCGCCUUUGAGGAGGAGCCACAGAAUGUGGCACCCAAGGCUCAGCGUAAGACCACACCGAAGCCUGAUGACAAACUUGAUCGCUACAAAAUCCUGCCGUAUGAAGUUGAGCAAGAGAUGAACCGAGCGGAAGUCAAGGUGGCCCAACUUGUUACGGAUACGAUCGAUGCGAGGGUUUUGUCUGACCCGAAAACACCUGCAGACGAGAAGUGGAAGUGGGUGAAUGAGGGAUUGAGGCCUGAGCUGGAGACGCUUCAGGCUAAAGAGAUCUAUGAUGAGUGGGAUGAAGCUGACCUUCCUCCAGGAGCGAAGGUGUUGCCGGCGAAGGUUGUUUUGACAAAAAAGCCUCUUCAGGAUGAUGCAGAAGUGGACCCAGCAGAUCCUUUGAGUGCCUGGAGGGCAAAGGCGAGGAUCGUGGUGUGUGGGAACUAUGAGCAGAAUACGGUUGGGCACGAUCCUGACAAUGCUAGCGCUAACCCUGCCAUCGAGCACAUCAGAUGGAGCGCGGCUUGCCUUGCCAGCAACCCGGGCUGGACAGGGCUGGUUCUUGACAUCACGGCGGCCUUUCUCAACGCCAAGAUGGACAACGAUACAACAUUUGUCAGGCCUCCAAAGGUUUGUCGGAACGAAGAGCUGGAUGGCAAGACCUUUGAGGGUGCUGAGGGCGUGAUGUUUUACCUUGAUCCAGUGUCGUCUGGAGUGUGGGCCAUCAGAAAGCAAGGAGAGCCUGAAUCAUUCCACGGGACUUUCGACAUGUACGUCGAUGACGGCCUGCUUGUGGGGCCUGUCAUGCUAUGCCAGGCUUUGGCAGAAGUGCUGCUGAAGAUUUGGCAAAUGAAGAUCCAAGGGUUCCUGCCGAGCGAGGAGUUGAAGGUUGGAACAACGGUCCAAGUGGGAGACAAAAAGGUUCCGGUUCGGCAAGAGUUGCAGUUUCUGGGAAUGGUGAUAAAGCGAACUGAAGAAGGUGUGGCGCUGCAUCAGCAUCCCUGGAUCGAAACGGAGUUGGAACGACGCGGCUGGACAAUGGUCAGGGGAGCUGCCAAUCUUCCAGAGGUGGUAGAAGGACAAACGGAACCGGCACCUCGCGAUGAUGCUUACGCUGCGGAUUUGCAUCGCGCGCAGUCUGAGGUUGGGUCUUUGUUUUGGGUGGGGCUGCGAACAAGACCAGACCUGCUGGCAACAGUGGGGGCAUUGUCGUGUAUGAGCACAGUGGAUCCGAGGAAGACGUAUAAGCUGGCAACCCAAGUAUGGCGAUACUUGGCGGGCACUAGGGACAAGGUGCUCUUCUUUAAGGCCGGUGGGGAUCUUCAGGAAGCAAAGCUUUCGGUGUUCGGUGAUGCCUCACUGGCACCAGGGGCAUCGAGGUCACGGACGGGUGUGGUCGUGAAGUUCGGCGGUCAUGUCCUCGCUUAUCGCACUCAGCGCCAAUCUUUGACUGCAUUCUCUGCUUUCGAGGCCGAGGUAGAAGCAGCAGCUACAGCGUAUCAGCUCGGAACGCAGGUGAAGACUUUCUUGGACAAGUUUCUGCAAAAGGGCGUGGAGACGGAGCUCUUCGGGGACAACUCUGCCUGCGUUAGCAACUUGACUAAGGGAUCCGAAUACGUGCAGCCCACCCGCACGCGCCAUUUUGGCAUGCGCUGCUC